UCGACUAUUCCCCAUUCUUCUUCAUCUCUUUUUUUUCUCCGCCUUCUCUCUCUUCUUUUCUCUUUUGUCGAUCAAAGCUUCUCCCAUACGGAUCUGCAAAGUUCUAAUGAGUGUGUUGGUAUCCCAACAGAGUGUCCAUGAUAUUUGCUUGUCCAGUACAAAGAGAGACGGAGAGAAUAAUAAAUUAGAGUUUCAGUGAUAGAUGGAUUUCAAAAAAUUAGGGUUUCAAUACACAGAAAAAGUAGUGAAAACGAAGGUGAAAAUUAGAUGAAGUCUUGAGCACAGAGAAAAGAAAGCGAGAAAAGGAUGAUUUAGAUCUUAAUCUUUCGGAGAUGGGUUCAUUUUUAAAUCAAGUUUCGAGCGAAGUUUGUGAGUAUUUUACAGAGUGGGUUCGAGUUGAAAUGGAUGAGGGAUUAGAGGAUGAGCUGAUGCUGUGAAUCAGUGAUGAAUAAAAUGGAUUUCUGGAGUUGAAAUUGAUUUGGGGGGUUUCCAAGUUGUUAGUGAGUUCGAUUUGGUAUUGACAAGAAUAUUGAGAUCGAUGGGUUUUACUCGAUUUGAGUUUUAACCCCAGUAUCUGUAAGAGAUUAGUUGUUGGUGGAUGUUUACUGUGAGAAUUCAAGAAUUGAAGAAGAAACUGUUUCAAUUGAUUUGAGAGAUGGUGGUACUGUGUUGAUGGGUCCUAGUGGUGAUUUAGGUCAGGUGAAUUAAGAGAUGAUGAUACUGAUUUUGGUUGUGUUGUGUAAUUGAAGAUCAGGGAUGAAGAAGGAUUGUUGUUCAUUGUCGUUGUGGUGAUGGUGAGUUUGUUUGAUGUUGUCAAGUUCAGGGAUAGAGAUGUUAAUUGAACAAGAUAUGAUCUGGUGGUUGCUGGUUGUAACUUGAGUGCUGAGAAGGUUCUGAAAUGGUGUCGAAGGAAAUGAAGAUGGUGAUGUUUUGAGAAGAAACUGAAUGAAGUGUUUGUUGCCGUGACUGAAUGGGAGUAUGUUUGAAUGUUCAUGCUUGCUUCAGAUUCAAAUGCAGUUGAUGUGCUAUUGAAGCUGAGAAGAACGGAAAGUUACAGCCUGAAUGGAAUGAUGUAGUUGGAAGUGGAGUUGCAGCUAAGUUAUGGCGGUUGAAGCAAUGAUUGUGGCUUGUCUAUGAGGUGCUAAGUAUGGAUUGCAGUUAGGAUUAUCCGUGUUGGUAGCUCUGUUGAUGUUGCAACUGCAGUUUGGUGAAGAUUGCAGGAAAUAAUCGAAACUCAAUGAGUUUGGUGGUAUCUUGGUGUGAAGGAAAGCUGGUUAUGAAGCAGUUGCAGGAGAUGGUUGAGUUUCAAAUGGUGGUUCUGAGAGUCAGAAGAAAAAUGGAUUUCUGGAUUGUUAUAGAUGGAUGGGAAAAUCGAUGGGUUAAAUCUGACUGGAAGAAGGAUGAGAACAUGGCUGGGGAGUGGAACUUUACUUCCAGUAAAUGGGAAGGUGAUGCUACUGACAAAGGUAUCCAAACCAGCAAGGACUACAGAUAUUAUGCCAUCUCUGCUGCAUUCCUGAGUUCAGUAACAAAGGAAAGAUAUUGGUUUUCCAAUUCAAUGUUAAACACGAGCAAAAUCUUGGUUUUGGUUGUGGCUACAUGAAGUUGCGCAGUGAUUAUGUUUACCAGAUCUUUUAUGGUGACACUCCGUAUGGGUAACUAAUAUUGGUUUGUAACUUUGUGUACAGGUGUUGGUUAAAUAAGGUUCUAAUAUAGUGAAUUGACCUAAUAUUUAUUUAUGUAUUACCAGACACAUAUUAAAAUCUACAAAAUUCCUUAUUUGUUUCAUCA
This is a messenger RNA of Papaver somniferum (opium poppy), 1791 nucleotides long. Its product is annotated as calreticulin-like. Lineage: Eukaryota; Viridiplantae; Streptophyta; Magnoliopsida; Ranunculales; Papaveraceae. The coding region runs from base 1238 to 1603 and encodes 121 amino acids. The transcript is spliced from 2 exons. Gene Ontology annotation, molecular function: calcium ion binding. Gene Ontology annotation, biological process: protein folding. The record is from RefSeq and is a predicted model, not a curated record. Gene Ontology annotation, cellular component: endoplasmic reticulum; endoplasmic reticulum membrane.